Cydia pomonella (codling moth) is the source of this 5365-nucleotide messenger RNA. Its product is annotated as WD repeat-containing protein 48 homolog. Gene Ontology annotation, molecular function: ubiquitin binding. Bases 374 to 2305 code for a protein of 643 amino acids. Lineage: Eukaryota; Metazoa; Arthropoda; Insecta; Lepidoptera; Tortricidae. The transcript has 4 exons. Gene Ontology annotation, biological process: protein deubiquitination; double-strand break repair via homologous recombination. The record is from RefSeq and is a predicted model, not a curated record.
CACGUAAAUAGCUAGUUUCGGAUACAAAUUAGAGAUAGCGCUUCGAAAUUAGUUUCCUUAAAAUGCUUCAAGAGGGCUCCCUUUUCUUUCCUAUAUACUUACUUUACUCUUUUGGUUACUAACAAUUUUUUUUUUAACAUUGAACGCAAUAUUUAUAAACGCUACCUAUAUUAUUCUCAAUUACAAAAAUAAGAUUUUUGAUUGGACUCUUAAAAAUCAACCAAUCCCGUAAAGGCGCUGUGAAUAUGUUUGUAAUUGAGAACAACAGCGACUUGUCAAACACUACCGAUUAUCGUAAACUGGUUUCUAAGUAGAAAUUUCGCUUAUAAUUUCGGCUAUCAAUAAAUUAAGUACAUUAUAAAAAUGUCGGAAAAUGGCCUCGACGAUGCGUAAGAAAACUCAAGUAUCUUUCGUAAUCCGCGACGAAGAAGAACGUCGUCAUAAAAAUGGCGUUAGUUCGUUGCAGUUGGACCCUGUACAAGGCAGGCUAUACUCUGCAGGCCGAGAUGGAAUUAUUAGAGUAUGGAACACGGCUACGGGAAUACAGGAUAGAUAUAUUCAAAGUAUGGAACACCACACAGAUUGGGUGAACGACAUAGUUCUGUGCUGCGGCGGCAAAAACCUUAUAAGUGCAUCUUCUGACACCACCGUGAAAGUAUGGAACGCGCCGAAAGGAUUUUGCAUGUCUACUUUACGUACUCACAAAGAUUACGUACGCACACUAGCUUACGCUAAGGAGAAAGAACAAGUAGCCAGCGCCGGCUUGGACCGCGCUAUAUUCCUCUGGGAUGUGAAUACAUUGACAGCAUUGACUGCAAGCAACAACACAGUAACAACCUCUAGUCUCGUCGGUAAUAAGGAAUCUAUAUACAGUCUAGCUAUGAAUCCACCUGGCACAGUUUUAGUAAGCGGAUCAACUGAGAAAGUACUCAGAGUUUGGGACCCAAGAAACUGUGCAAGGCUUAUGAAGCUAAAGGGACAUUCAGACAAUGUUAAAGCACUGGUUGUGAGCAGAGAUGGUCAGCAGUGUGUAUCAGGCAGCUCUGAUGGUACAAUAAAAUUAUGGUCCUUAGGGCAACAGAGGUGUGUGUCUACAAUCAGAGUUCAUACGGAAGCAGUUUGGGCACUUCUGGCUACAGAAAACUUCACACAUAUUAUCUCAGGAGGUCGAGACAAACUAGUCAUUAUUACAGAACUGCGGAAUCCUGAUAAUUCAAUAAUAGUCUGUGAAGAAACUGCACCUAUUCUAAAAUUGUGUUUCACUGCUGACCAGCAAGGUGUUUGGGUGUCUACGUCAGAAUCUGACAUUCGUUGUUGGAAGCUGCCACCAUUAUCUAAUAUAAACUCGGAUAUGUAUAAUCAGAACAAUUAUAACCCUAACAAUGUAUAUCAGACUCAGCCUACGACUAGUAUACCUGGAGGACCAGCGAUAAGACACUAUAAAGUACUAAAUGACAAACGCCACAUAUUAACAAAAGACACAGCUAACAAUGUUGCUCUGUAUGAUGUUUUAAAAGCAUGUAAGCUUGAAGAUUUGGGUGAAGUAGAUUUUGAAGAAGAAGUGAAAAAACGUUUCAAAAUGGUUUAUGUCCCAAACUGGUUUAAUGUUGAUUUGAAGACUGGUAUGUUAACUAUUCAUUUAGGACAAGAUGAGACAGACUGCCUCAGUGCUUGGGUGAGUGCAAAGGAGGCUGGACUGACAACAGAAUUGGACCAGAAAGUUAAUUUUGGUGCGUUGCUAUUACAAGCUUUGUUGGAGCACUGGAAUCAUCAGAGCAGGGUGUCUGACGCUGGACAGAAAGUGGUUGGGAACAAUUUUUUCAGUGUGCCGCUGCACACACCAUUAAUAUUUAGUGAAGUUGGUGGCAGAACACUUUAUAGGCUACAGGUUGGUGAUGCAGGUGGUGAGACGGAAGGCAACCUACUAAAUGAGACUGUGCCAGUGUGGGUGGUGGAUGUAGCCAUAGAGAUGGCUGCUCCGAAGCUAAACAAGCUGCCUUUCUACCUGCUGCCUCAUGCUAGCUGUCAGACCAAGCAGGACCGACAGAAAAAGGACCGAUUGGUAGCUAAUGACUUCAUCCAAUGCCGGAAAGUAGCGGAGCACGUGGUUGAAAAGAUCGUCGGCGGCGGCGACGGCGGCUCCCCGCGCGCCGCGCCCGAGCCCGCGCCGGAGCCCCAAGAUCGAGUAGAGUUGCUUUGUGCAGACCAGGUACUGGAUCCGAAUAUGGACUUACGAACAGUGAGACACUUCAUAUGGAAAUCCAACGUGGAAUUCACCCUGCACUACCGAGUUUUGAAGCAAUGAUUCAGCAACUCCAGUGCUAGUCCAGUGAUAUAAUGAUAUGUAAUGUAAGCAUCGACAUGAGCUGCAGUCUUGCAAAUAUUUGACCGUCAGUGUUAUUUGACUUAUCUUAAUGACGCUCGAGACAUGGCGACCACUUAAACAGGGUGUUUGUUCUACCCUUAGUCAUAUUUUGCGAGCAAGUUUUACUCUAGGACCAAACCCGAAAUCGUGAAAUAAAAUAUAUGAAAAAUCAUAUAUUUUGACUUUUGUCGAUGUUUUCUUCGAGACAGACCUUUUUUUUGCCAUUUCGGAGUUGAUCCCAAGUUGCUCAGUAUAACCUAUAUAUUCACCAUAAAAAUAUGUCUAAGGGUGCAAAAACACUGACGUAAUUGUAGUUUUAAUAUUCAAAAUGCAUAGAAAACUAAAAUUGAUUGUGCCAGCAGUGUUAAUCGUGUUGUGGCUGUUUUCAUAUCAUGAAGGGCUUACAGAGAAAGCCCUAUUUUGUUCCUACUCAGCGCUAGAGUGCUAGCCCAACUUGACUGAUCUUGACUCUUUUAUGAAUAUUUAGUUGAAGAUUUAUAUCAACUAAUUUAAAAGUUUAAUAUCCAUCUUUGUAUUUAUACAUCCGUGUGAUUUGUCUUUGACUACACUGAGGACUUCUAGAGAUGUAGUGAACAAUCCUUUCCCGUCGUAUUUUCUCGGAAACGUUCGUAUUUGUCGUCCUACUUCAGUGAACCUCGGUACUUUUUUUUUAUUAAGAAAAGGUAAGUAUUUGACCACAAUCUCACCUGAUGGUAAGUGCCGAUGCAAUCUAGGAUGGAACAUGCUUACCUAAAAGAUGACACAGACUGAACUGUAGCAUAACACGUUCGUGCGUUUCCGUGAAAAUACGCUGGUAAAAUAUUUUGUCUAUACGUAUAUCUUAAAUCCUCUGUGAUGUUUUCAAAAGCCACAAAUAAUUAUUUACGAGUAAGAUAAACUGUUUUGUUACAACAAAUUUCAUAUCUUAUGGAAAUUGUAUUAUUGUUUUAUUACUCUUUACUAUAUCAAAAUCAAUUUGCUAAUGAUAUUCAAAUUUCGUACAUGUCUGAAAAAAAAAACUGGCCUAUAUUCUAAUAUCAGUCGACAUGAAGUUUUAUUCGAAAUGAAAUAAUUUUGCAGACAAUUUUGACAAAUCUCGCAUGUUCGUUGCUUUCGAAGGAUAAGUAUGUCAAUCGGCCCCAGAUCCUAGUUUGUCUCUAAAAAAAAACUAUGGAUACGUGCAAAAAGAAGGCUUCAUUUACCGCCGUUUGACGUACAGUUUAUCUUUUAAUUAGUUUGUAAGUCUACGAGCACACUUAAAACUUACAACGUAACUUGACAUUGGCAAAAUCAUCAAAGAUUUUUGAUGGAAGCCAUAUUUUAAAAGAAGAAGUAUACAAUUGAUUUGUUUUACUGUUUUAAACUAAAUGAGCGAUAAAGAUAUUUCGGAGACGCUACCUCAUAUUCGCGACUGUCGCCAGAGAGUAACGAUGCCCCAAUGCCGGCUUUAACACGUGGGUAGUGAAUACAUCAUAGAGUUUAUAAUACAAGUGUAGAUAAAAUAGUGUGUGUAACUGUACAUAAUUAGGCAUGGCAUAAAACACUCGUGUGGUCCUUUUAAGAAACUCACUACGUUCGUUUCUUACAUUUACACUCGUAUUUUAAUGCCUUUCAUUGUGUAGCCGUCACCUAAACAGCUAAUCCACUACACCUGUAACAAAUAUGAUUGCUGGAAAGAGAGACAAAGAGCAAACUUGUAGCUUUAUAAAACGUGAUCCAGAACAGAAUUCAAACAUUUGAUUACCAACUUUUAAUUUCAGUAAUUUGGUCGGUGUAUUAAAACGGGGUGGCUUUGAAAUGCAGGGGCGACUUUGAAAGAUUACUUUUUAAGCCCUACUAUAUUUUUUGUGGGACUUUUUAAAGUACUUAAAUUAAUUAGUAUUUUAUACAAUCGUAAUAUAAUAGAGCGCUUUUCAAUCGAGUCCCGUGUUUAGGCAACGAAGCUAAGUAAGGUACGAGAUUGAAAAGCUUGAUUAUAUCUCUAUUGUAUAUACAAUACUUUUUCUACGAAUCAUCUAAAAUAAUACUUUUUUUUCUACUGGUUGACUGUAAUUAUAGAAUUAAGAUUAACAAUUUCGUAUACCAAACUAUAAUUGCGUACUUUUCGGAUAAUGGGCUCCCAAUCCCAUCUCAACUAUAAUAUUCAUUCUAUGGGAGCGCGGCGGCACGUGAUGAUUUGGUAUACGAAAUGUUAAUUGAACUAUUACAGUCGACGAGUAUAAAAAUGAAUUUAUAGUAAUCUAAUACAUAGUUACAUGAACAAUUCCGAGUAAAUAAUGAAUAAUGCUAAUGAUGUCGACGUUUUAAAACGAUCAAAGUAGCCCCAAAUUUUUAUUAAGUCACCCCAUUUUACGGUAUUUCAGAAUAAAUUUAUAUUUAAGACAAUAAGUAACAAUUUAUCACAUUGUACUAUAACUUAAUAAUAUCAUCCCCAAUGAUCACCAAAAAUAAACAAAAGGCCUAACAGCCAACCGUCAGAACAAAGUAAAGGCAGCUUUAUUAGUAAGCAAGUAAGUAAGCUCAAAUAACUUGUAUGUAUAAUUGUGGUAUUAAGACAUGUGAAACUAUGUUUCUGACGUUCUCAAGCACCUUUUUUGGUUGUCAAUAACGCACUACUUUAAAAAAGGUGUAGUGUUUUAUUGCCUAUUGACAGCAGACGAAAAACGGCAGAUUUUUCUGUAAGUUUAUUACUUAUAGUCAAGUGUUUUAGUGCGGUCCUAUUUGCCGACGAUUUAGCUGUUAUCACGUUACGAGAAGAUGAAUUAUUCUUACUCGUACUCGUAAAUAUGCUUGGGAAUAUGAUGUAUAUACUUGGAAUUGACUGGCAUUUCAUAUUAACUGGGUGGGUUUAUAUCAUUAAUGGAAUUUUUAGACGCCAAUCCCCUUGUAGCUACAUUUUUGUAAUCCAUACCUAAACGAAAAUAUAACAAAAUGUUGUUUCACUUAUACCUUGUAUGGGAGUUGCAGCUGUUUAAUAAAAAGAGUAUUUGUCUGUGAUCA